AUGCCUCGCUCACAAUCCCCAAAUCCAACUCGACAGGAGGCUGGAUUUAAAGCGACCCUGAACAACCCCAACGUCUCCGCCAGCGCCAAAGAGCACGCCCGGCACGUCCUCGAGGACCAAUUCGGCGAUGUAAUUGAACAAGUCAACGUCCCCGGCGGCGAAGCUGCGCCUACUCAAGCCGAGCCCGGUGCUCCCAGUGGGGGUGGACCUGGAAAGUAUGGAUCGGAGAAUGUGACUACCAGUCGUGGCGAUCAGAGGAACAGGACUAAUGUUGUUAGGGGGUAUAAAGCGGCGGCGCAUAACAAAGCCAACACAGACCAGGGACGACAGCAUGCUAGAAGCGCGUUGGAGGAUAUGGGUGUUAAUCCUGAAGAGUAA
Messenger RNA from Talaromyces marneffei, 378 nucleotides. RefSeq lists its product as uncharacterized. The transcript has 3 exons. Gene Ontology annotation, cellular component: cytoplasm. NCBI's taxonomy places the organism in Eukaryota, Fungi, Ascomycota, Eurotiomycetes, Eurotiales, Trichocomaceae. The record is from RefSeq and is a predicted model, not a curated record. The coding region runs from base 1 to 378 and encodes 125 amino acids.